AUGUCUCUCAAAACACCCCCCAAGAAUCCUCAGGCUCAAGCCCUCUUAACAGGCACUCCACUUGAGCGGAAGUCCACUUCUGUGCCCUCGGCUCUUCGCGAAAUCGGCUACCUCCAGGCUCGCAGCAAUAUGUGGCGCGAGAUUAUAGGCCACUACGUUGGUCCGUACGACCCCGAUAAAUUCUUUCAAGAUUUCAUGGAUGUCGGUACACCUUUCCCAAAAAACAUCAUCGCGGACGAUUAUUUCGGCGAAAUCCCGCGGAAAGAACCGAACAUGUACGACCCACUGAUCCAACUUGCUGAGAAUCCCAUUUUGAUGCCAUCCUUUACCUUCUUCAACACGUCCGACCGCUACGACCACCAGUCCCGCGAGCAUAAACGCUGGAAACCAGACAUCUCGGUGUACAAGGCGUCAGAUGCCAGCAUGAUGGAAAAUGCGGAGGACAAGAAGACGACUCACUUCGACAAACUCCAGUUGCCCUUCGAGCUGAAGACUUCCGCUAUCCCUUUCGUCGAUCCACCGGAAAACUGCAAGGGCAAAGCACUUCUUAAGCACCAGUUCGAAAACGACAGCAAGGAAGGGCGACGUGCUCGGGGUCAAAUCGCUCUCGUCCUGGCUGAGAUGUGUGCUCGCCAGUAUCGCACUCAUGCCUUCAUGGUUUUUAUGAACCAUAAGGAAGUUCGCUUCCUGCGAGCAGAUCGCAGUGCAAUCAUCGUCACGGCUGCCAUCGACUACCGAUCCGAUUCACAGAAGUUGGCCGAGUUUCUCUGGCGCUUCUCGCGUAUGACUGACGUCCAACGUGGUGUUGACCCGACUGUUCGACUUGCUACGGAUGAUGAAAUUGUCAAGGCCCAACCUCUCAUGGAGUACCUUCCCCAGGAUGAUAAAGUACGCCAUUUCCGCGUUUUCGAAGUUUACAACGGCGACGGGACCGUACGCGAGGUCAUUGGCAGGGACGGUCCCGCGGAGGCAGACUCUCCCACUGGACGCGCAACCCGUGCGUUUCCUGUUUAUGACCUCAACACCGCCACCGUGAUGUUCCUCAAGGAUACGUGGCGUGCCAACGUAGAUGGAAUGGAGAAGGAGUCAGAUAUUCUCAAAGAGCUCAAGGAGAAGAAAGUUCGCAACAUUCCUAACAUUGUAGCCGGAGACGAUGUUCCCGGCACUUUCCAAACCACCUUGUCUCAGAACUAUGUGAAAGAGUCGUGGAGGGCUGGCCGUGUUGCGGACCUGGUCACACGCACACAUCACCGGUUCCUUGAGGACUUUGUUGGAAAGCAUCUAUGCACCUUCAAGGAUGCCAAGCAACUACUACAAGUCGUGUCGGACGCUUUCGACGCUCAUGAUGAUGCACUGAACCUGUGCGGAAUUCUUCACCGCGACGUCAGCGAGAACAACGUUAUGAUGACGGCAGAUGGGAAAGGUAUUCUGAAUGACUGGGAUCUAGCGAAGAAAGUCGGAAUCCCGGGCGAGGAACCCCCGAAACCGAAGGAAGGCAGCCGCCGGCACCCAUAUCGCACUGGAACUUGGUACUAUAUGUCAGCAUUGCUCCUCCAACUGCCUCGCAAGCUUCAUACCGUUCAGGACGAUCUGGAGUCUUUUUUCCACGUCAUCCUGUACCAUGCCCUUCAAUACUUGUUCCACAACAAGACCAAGGAAGAUGUGGAGCGAAUCAUUCUCCGUGUCUUUGACCAAUGCACCUACGAGCCAUAUCCUGGCCAGUACGUUGGUGGGGAUGGAAAGCAAAAUAUGUUCCUGAAGGAGGCCAUCCUCGACAAGUUCAUUGUCACUUCUAACGCCCCAUUGACAACCUGGAUUCGCAAUGCACUAUACUCCUUGCAAGACUUCUAUAUGUUUGUACUGGUUGCAGUGCAAAGGUACAAGAGAGAGAAUCCGGACACACCUGAGCAGGAUGUACCAAUACCGCUGCCACCUCCUAGCAUCACCCUGUCUAGCCAUGCUCACUUCACAAACCUUUUCAAGAAUGCUCUGAAUUCGCCCGCCGACGAAUGGUCAGACGCGCGGCGGGAGAGCAUUUUUGUCUCCCGCCUUCCUCCCAACACCAAGGCAACAGGGACGACGCUGUUUUCGUCCACAAACACGACAUCCUCGUCGCUAAAACGUCAGGCACCUGUAUGUGACAAUUCUGAUGAUGAGGAGGACGAUGACGAUGAACCACUGUCGAAAAGGAACAAGUCUUCAACUCCGGUCGACACUCCUUCAAGGAACCCAUCUCGGGCUUCGUCGUCAGGCAGGCCAAACCGAAAGGCAUUGAAGGGGGCCUCAUUAGGCCAAUGA
Molecule: messenger RNA, 2298 nt
Organism: Cyclocybe aegerita
Lineage: Eukaryota; Fungi; Basidiomycota; Agaricomycetes; Agaricales; Hemipholiotaceae
Source: the annotation of a GenBank genome assembly